AUGGCCAACGCCCUCGGUUUCAUCUACAAAAUAUCGAUCCCGGCCGUCGCCGGCAUCGCCGUGCUGCAGUCGUCCAUAUACGACGUGCGGGGCGGCUCGCGCGCCGUUAUCUUUGACCGGCUGUCGGGCGUCAAGGACACCGUCAUCAGCGAGGGCACGCACUUCCUUGUGCCCUGGCUGCAGCGCAGCAUCAUCUUUGACGUGCGCACCAAGCCCCGCAACAUCGCCACGACCACCGGCAGCAAGGACAUGCAGAUGGUCAGCCUGACGCUGCGCGUGCUGCACCGACCCGAGGUGCAGGCCCUGCCCAAGAUCUACCAGAACCUCGGCCACGACUACGACGAGCGCGUGCUGCCGUCCAUUGGCAACGAGGUGCUCAAGUCGAUUGUCGCGCAGUUUGACGCCGCCGAGCUGAUUACGCAGCGCGAGGCCGUCUCGCAGCGCAUCCGCGCCGACCUGACGAAGCGCGCCCACGAGUUCAACAUUGCCCUCGAGGACGUGUCCAUUACGCACAUGACGUUUGGCAAGGAGUUUACCAAGGCCGUCGAGCAGAAGCAGAUUGCCCAGCAGGACGCCGAGCGCGCACGCUUCAUUGUCGAGCGCGCCGAGCAGGAGCGCCAGGCCAACGUCAUCCGUGCCGAGGGCGAGGCCGAGAGCGCCGACACCAUCAGCCGCGCCAUUACCAAGUCGGGCGACGGCCUGAUCCAGAUCCGCAAGAUCGAGGCGAGCCGCGAGAUUGCCCAGACGCUGGCCGCGAACCCCAAUGUGGCCUACAUCCCCGGCGGCAAGCAGGGCACCAACAUCCUCUUGAACGCCGGCCGGGCAUAA
This is a messenger RNA of Sporothrix brasiliensis 5110, 828 nucleotides long. RefSeq lists its product as uncharacterized. Lineage: Eukaryota; Fungi; Ascomycota; Sordariomycetes; Ophiostomatales; Ophiostomataceae. Gene Ontology annotation, biological process: mitochondrion organization. The record is from RefSeq and is a predicted model, not a curated record. The transcript has a single exon. Gene Ontology annotation, cellular component: mitochondrion; membrane. The coding region runs from base 1 to 828 and encodes 275 amino acids.